This is a messenger RNA of Raphanus sativus (radish), 2177 nucleotides long. Its product is annotated as transmembrane 9 superfamily member 7. The record is from RefSeq and is a predicted model, not a curated record. Gene Ontology annotation, biological process: protein localization to membrane. NCBI's taxonomy places the organism in Eukaryota, Viridiplantae, Streptophyta, Magnoliopsida, Brassicales, Brassicaceae. The transcript has 7 exons. Bases 121 to 2037 code for a protein of 638 amino acids. Gene Ontology annotation, cellular component: membrane.
GUUUCCUCCAUCUUCGUUCAAUAAUAAUAAAAAAAAACGCACUUCUCUUCUCUUCUCUUCUCUUCCAUCUGAAGAGGCUCUGAGGAAGAAGAUUAGAGAGGCAGAAGAAAAACAACAAAGAUGAAAGGAAGCAGCUUUCGAUUCUACGCCACACUCUUCCUCUCUUUCCUUUUCUUCUCCUUAUCUCGCGCCUUCUAUCUCCCCGGAGUCGCUCCUCGUGAUUUUCAAAAGGGGGAUCCUCUUUAUGUCAAAGUGAACAAAUUGUCUUCUACCAAGACCCAACUUCCUUAUGACUACUACUAUCUGAAUUACUGUAAGCCUAGUAAGAUCUUGAACAAUGCUGAGAAUCUUGGGGAGGUUCUCAGAGGUGACCGCAUUGAGAAUUCCGUUUAUACUUUUCAAAUGCUGGAGGAUCAACCUUGCAAAGUUGGUUGCCGUGCUAAACUUGACGCUGAGUCCACCAAAAAAUUCAAGGAAAAAAUCGAUGAUGAAUACCGGGCUAAUAUGAUUCUUGAUAAUCUUCCAGUAGCUGUACUUAGACAACGGAGAGAUGGGAGUCAGUCCACUACUUAUGAGCAUGGUUUCCGUGUUGGCUUCAAAGGGAGUUAUGAAGGGAGCAAAGAGGAGAAGUAUUUUAUCCAUAAUCACUUGAGCUUCCGAGUUAUGUACCACAGAGAUCUAGAGUCUGAUUCUGCUAGAAUUGUUGGGUUUGAGGUUACUCCUAACAGUAUCUUGCAUGAGUACAAAGAGUGGGACGAAAACAAUCCUCAGCUAGCGACAUGCAACAAGGACACAAAGAACUUAAUCCAAAGCACUACUGUCCCUCAAGAAGUUGAGCAAGGGAAAGAGAUUGUGUUUACAUAUGAUGUCUCAUUUAAGGAGAGUGAAAUCAAAUGGGCUUCUCGGUGGGACACAUACCUCCUCAUGAACGACGAUCAAAUCCACUGGUUUUCCAUCAUUAACUCACUUAUGAUCGUCCUCUUCCUCUCCGGAAUGGUAGCCAUGAUCAUGAUGAGAACUCUGUACAAGGACAUCUCAAACUACAACCAGCUGGAGACACAAGACGAGGCUCAGGAAGAGACUGGAUGGAAGCUUGUGCACGGCGAUGUCUUCAGACCACCGGUGAACUCUGGAUUGCUGUGUGUUUACGUCGGCACAGGUGUUCAGAUCUUCGGAAUGUCGCUUGUCACAAUGAUGUUUGCGUUGCUUGGUUUCUUAUCUCCAUCCAACAGAGGAGGACUCAUGACCGCCAUGGUUCUCUUGUGGGUCUUCAUGGGGAUAUUCGCUGGCUACUCCUCGUCUCGCCUUCACAAAAUGUUUAAAGGAGACAAGUGGAAGAGAAUGACGCUGAAGACUGCGUUCAUGUUUCCUGGUAUCCUCUUUGCGAUCUUCUUCGUUCUGAAUGGCCUCAUCUGGGGUGAGCAGUCGUCUGGAGCUAUACCUUUCGGUACAAUGUUUGCUCUGUUCUGCCUCUGGUUCGGCAUAUCAGUCCCGCUAGUCUUCGUCGGUAGCUACCUGGGAUACAAGAAGCCAGGGAUCGAAGACCCGGUCAAAACAAACAAGAUCCCAAGGCAAGUACCAGAGCAGCCAUGGUACAUGAGACCGGUCUUCUCCAUACUAAUAGGAGGCAUCCUACCGUUUGGAGCAGUCUUCAUAGAGCUCUUCUUCAUCCUGACAUCAAUAUGGCUGAACCAGUUCUACUACAUCUUCGGUUUCCUCUUCAUAGUGUUCUUGAUCUUGAUAGUCACCUGCGCGGAGAUCACGGUGGUGCUAUGCUACUUCCAGCUUUGCAGCGAGGAUUACAACUGGUGGUGGAGAGCUUACUUAACAGCAGGCUCAUCUGCUUUCUACCUCUUCCUCUACUCGAUCUUUUACUUCUUCACGAAGCUGGAGAUAACAAAGCUAGUCUCGGGGAUGCUCUACUUCGGGUACAUGAUCAUCAUCUCUUACGCCUUCUUUGUCCUAACUGGCACAAUUGGUUUCUACGCUUGCUUCUGGUUCGUGAGGAAGAUCUACUCUUCGGUGAAGAUUGACUAGAAACACAAGACAGAAGAAACCAACUCUGAUAAGUCUGCAGAAAAGAAAAGAGUUUUUUUUUGAGGUUAUUGUAUGUUUGGGUGAUUGUAGUAGCUGUGACAAAGUAAACGAAUCAAAUCAACUUUUUAAUUUGUUUUCUA